This is a messenger RNA of Acanthosepion pharaonis, 942 nucleotides long. The record is from the annotation of a GenBank genome assembly. NCBI's taxonomy places the organism in Eukaryota, Metazoa, Mollusca, Cephalopoda, Sepiida, Sepiidae.
AUGCAACAAUUACUUCUUGAAUACCUUAAUCUAAAGUCUUUUAUAUGCCGUGUGUCUUUUGUAAUUCUAACCACUGGUCAAGCGAAGGACGAAAUCACCACCCGUAUAAAUUUGGCUAGAGCUGCCUUUGUCCGUCUACAAAAACGACUUUGGUCUCGCCAGGAAAUAAGACGAUCCACGAAGUUGCGAAUCUACGAAGCCACGGUCAGAGCAAUUCUUCUCUAUGGUUGUGAAACCUGGCCGCUGCGCAGAGAGGAUCUUCAUAAGCUUGAGGUCUUCGAUCACUACUGCCUCCGCCGUAUCCUGCGCGUGCGCCUCUCCGACCGGAUCCCAAACUCGUCCAUCCGCGCCAGAUGCAACAUUCUGGGCCUGGAAGAAACUCUGCAUAACAGGAGACUCCGGUGGUUCGGCCACGUGUUGCGGUGGCCUGGUGAUGUGUUCGUCCGUAAACUGGUGGCGCCAAACGCACCCACUGGUUGGAGGAAGCGCCGAGGUGGUCAACUCAAGACGUGGCUCCCAACGGUCAAAGCAGAUAUGGAACUCAUGUCCGGUCCUCACGUUUUCGAGAUCUUUCCUUCCUUCUUUCUUUUGUUUUUCUUUCCUUUUUCUUUCUUUUUCGAUCUUUCUUUCUUUUAUUUUUCUUUCCUUUUCCUUUUCUUUUCUUUCGUUUUAGAUCUUUCCUUCCUUCCUUCUUUCUUUCUUUUAUCUUUCCUUCCUUCUUUCUUUCUUUCUUUAUUGUUUUUCUUUCUUUUUCUUUCUUUUUCGAUCUUUCCUUCUUUCUUUCUUUCUUUCUUUCUUUUGUUUUUCUUUCCUUUUCCUUCUUUUUUCUUUUUCUUUCUUUUUCAAACUUUCUUUCUUUAUUAUGUUUUUCUUUCCUUUACCUUCCUUUUUCAUUCUUUUUCGAUCUUUCUCUUUUUCCAUCAUACAAGCGUUCGCGACUAA